Molecule: messenger RNA, 5441 nt
Organism: Rhododendron vialii
Lineage: Eukaryota; Viridiplantae; Streptophyta; Magnoliopsida; Ericales; Ericaceae
Product: flowering time control protein FPA-like
Exons: 6
Coding region: 152-3178 (1008 amino acids)
Molecular function (GO): RNA binding
Source: RefSeq, a predicted model, not a curated record
AAACGCUCUCUAGGGCUUCUCCUGGCUCCUCUCUCUCUCUCGGAGAAAAACCUUUCCGUCUCCCUCUCUCCCUCUCUCCGUCGAUCUUCAUCAGAAUUCAAAUUGGUUCCAGAGUUCAUCAUUCAGGGUUUCAAUCCAAUCCGGGCAAAAUAUGCCGCCACAGACCAAACCGAGCAAAAGCGCGCACGGCGCCCACGACUCGCGAACCCCCUCGAACAACCUAUGGGUCGGAAACCUGUCGGCCGAGGUAACCGACUCCGAUCUGAUGGAUUUGUUCUCCAAAUACGGCGCCGUUGAUAGCAUAACGUCUUACCCUUCCAGAAGCUACGCUUUUGUCUACUUCAAGCGCGUGGAGGACGCCCGGGCGGCGCUCGAGACCCUCAACUGGACGUACCUGCGCGGGAAUUCGUUGAAGAUAGAGUUCGCGAAACCGGCUAAACCAUGCAAAAGUUUGUGGGUGAGUGGAAUCAGCCUAUCAGUCACAAAAGAAGCACUAGAAGCAGAAUUUCUCAAAUUCGGUGAAAUUGAGGAGUUCAAGUUCCUUAGGGAUCGUAAUACUGCAUAUGUUGACUACUUUCGAUUGGAAGAUGCUUCUCAAGCAUUGAAAGUCAUGAAUGGGAAGCAAAUAGGUGGGGACCAGAUACGUGUUGAUUUCCUCAGGUCUCAGACUAUAAGAAGAGAACACGGGUCUGAUUACCGUGAUGCAAGAGAGGGACAGUUCCUUAGCCGGGACAUCGGACCUCCUGAUUCCUCAUGGAUGCCGCAAGAGGGGAUUCCAAACUAUUCCGAGUCCCCUCAUUCUGGGUUCAAACGACAACAGCAUGCUCAAUCUUUUGGAGGCCGAAAAGGCGAUGGACAACCAAGCAAUGUAUUGUGGAUAGGUUACCCUCCUACAGUUCACGUUGAUGAGCAAAUGUUGCAUAACGCUUUCAUUCUAUUUGGCGAGAUUGAGAGUAUAAAAAGUUUUCCCGACCGGCACUACUCUUUUGUUGAAUUCAGAAGUGUUGAUGAGGCACGUCGUGCCAAAGAAGGCCUGCAGGGCCGACUUUUCAAUGAUUCCAGGAUAUCAAUUAUGUAUUCAAGCAGUGAAAUAGCUCGUAGCAAGGAUUACCCUGGAUUUUAUCCAGGCGUUAAAGGGCCACGGCCAGAUGCAUUUUUUACCGAACCACCUUUUCAACCUGCACAUGUCGAUAUGCUUGAUCAUAACAUACCUAUGUUACCAAAUGCUCUUUCUCGACCUGCAACAUCUAGGGGUAUUCUUGGACCUAAUAGGGGGAUGCGGCCUCUUGGCCCACAAGGUAGCUUUGAGCCUCUGCUAUCAGCCCCAGAUUUCAACGAUUCGACGGUGCCACAUAAAUUUCCAGAUGCUAUUCCCGGCAAUACGAUGGGUGGUCCAAAUUGGAAAAGAUCAGCCCCCAUUCCUGGGAUGCUCCUAUCACCUUCACAGGGGGCAAAAGGACCGAUCAGACCUGUGUCUGGAACUUGGGAUGUGUUUGAUGCAAAUCAGUUUCAGAGAGAAUCUAAGCGGUCAAGAAUCGAUAAUGUGCCUGUUUAUGAUACUCCUUUUCCUUCCAAGAAAAUGGAUGAUCGUGACUGGGGGUUGGACAGAAUGUAUGGUCUUGGUCCAGAAGUUGAUGGGGGUGCUUCAGGUCCUGUUCAAGAGAAAAAGCACUUCAGUCCAGCAGAGGUAAGGAUGAUAAAUCGGGGAACUGGUCAGGGCCAUCUGGAUCAUGAUUACAUGUGGCGUGGUGUUAUUGCCAAGGGCGGAACAUCUGUUUGUAAUGCUCGUUGUGUCGCUGUUGGGAGAGGCAUAGAGUCUGAAAUUCCUGAGGUGGUUAAUUGCUCAGCCAGAACUGGCCUUGACAUGUUAACCAAGCACUAUGCCGAAGCGACUGGAUGUAGUGUUGUCUUCUUUCUACCUGACAGUGAGGAGGAUUUUGCUCCAUACACUGACUUUCUGCGUUAUUUAGGGGGGAAAGACCGGGCUGGGGUGGCCAAAUUCGAUGAUGGGACCACCUUAUUUUUGGUGCCUCCAUCAGAUUUCCUCUCCAAGGUGCUACAGAUUUCAGGCCCUCCACGUCUUUAUGGCGUGGUUCUGAAAUUCCCCCAAAAUGGCCAUAGUAGCCCAUCCGUGCAGCCACAGUUCUUCCAAUCUCAGUACCCUGAUGUACAACAGAUUCCUCCUCAAAAUGCGUACACUGGAAUGCAUCAACAGGUGGAAAAUGCUAUGCAUAUGGACUAUAAUAGGGUUUUACAUGGAGAAUCAUUGCCUACCACAAAGCAGCUUGGUCCGUCAACUAAGGACCCCGUUCCCAUGCAUCCAGUGCCAUCAGUAAAUGCCACAGCAGUAUCCCAAGCUGGAGUUACUUUAACUCCUGAGCUUAUAGCCACACUAGCCUCAUUAAUACCUAGCAGUGCGAAAUCUUCUGAUCCAGAAACUGCCCAACCAUCAUUAGGACCAUCCUCCGUGAGGCCUGAAUUAGGUAUUGCAACUCUGCCACAGGGCUGGACGCCUGAUCGCCAAGGUUAUGAGCAGAUUGGGCAUUCGCUGCAGCAAGUGGAGAAUCAAUAUAAUUCCACCAGACAACAAUUCGCUCAGCCUCAGACUUACUCAACCGGGGUAAACACAUCAAGCGAUUCACAAUUGGGGGCAACUGGCAACUCCCAAGUCCAAGAUCCUGCAUUUCACCUGCCACAACAAGGUGCAGGUUCUUCUAGGCCGUUGAAUAACUAUGGAAUGCCUUCACAAAGUGGACAGCUGGCAGUUCCCCCCCAGGUUGACCGGCAUUAUCAGUAUGAAGUUCAUCAGAAUACGCAAAAGGGCUUUGGGAUGGCACAUGGAACGGAUUCUGCUGUUUUGUAUGGUUCAUCUGCCUAUAAUGAACCUGCAAACUCUGUUGCAUUGUCUAACAAUCAGGUUCAUGGGAGUAGUGCCACUCAGGCCCACACUGCUAUGCCAUUGGGUUUUGAUAACGGGAAUCCUCAGCUCCCGAAUCAGGUUCAGCAGCUUCAGUCUGCCAUUAAUGGAGGUAGUCAGGUAACACUGGAGGCUGAGGUUGAUAAGAGCCAGCGGUACCAGUCAACACUACAGUUUGCAGCUAACCUCCUCAUGCAGAUACAGCAGCAGCAGCAGCAACAGACAAACACUCAAGCAGGGCAAGGAUCUGCUAAUCAAUGACGAGACUUCGGCCAACUAGGUAAUCACUUAAUCCAUGACUGGUUUUCUUUCUUAUGUUUCUGCUAACAUGUUGUUUCAUGAUAAAAACUAUUUGUUGUAUUGUGCCCUCCUCUAGAUAUACCUUGAUUAGGUUCUUUUGGGGAUGAAAAGGCGGAUUUCUGUGAGGUGAGUUCAUCACUUGAUAGAAGAAUGAAUCGAUGACGCUUAGGGUGUUAACGACCUUGCGUUUAGAAAACUUCAAAUGAGUUGGUGAGUAAGGUGCACCUGUGGAUACAUCAACUCCUUUUGAGAACAUUAGCCCAAAGGGCUGGGAAACUGGCACGUGGUUUUUCUCAAGUUUUCUGGUGCUAGGUGGUGAGGAGAGAAUAAAUGACCUCUUGGGUUUUAUUAUGGGGGUUUGGAGCAUUAGGUUAUAUUGCUUGUGUACGAGAGUCAAAGAUUGGUUGACAGAAGUUGAAGAGUGCUUAUUGGGAGUGGAAAAUGAUUAAUUGUUGGUUGCACAUGUUUUGGAUUGUGAACCUUCUAGAAGAAUAAGGAUCAAGAGGCCGCUAGGAGAAUUAAGUGUAGGAGUUUGUUUAUUAGGUUUAUAAAACAACUGGCACUGGACUUUUGGUUGUACGAAAGGAAAAAUGGACGCCAAGCCUUCACCACGAAAUACUGCUACCCAGAUAACUAGAUCUACUUGCUUCGGAAGUCUUAUCAACCAUUUAGUUAGGGAAUACAGCCAAUAACUCUAGGAAGCCUUAAUAACAUUUGGGGAGGUGUGCUACAACUACAAGUAUUAUGUUAGUUUCUGGUGGAAAUUGGGUGCUAUGUUGAAAUCUGGGGUAUUUUUUGCUUUCACAAGAUGUGGGCUAACAAUAUUUUGUAUGGGAGCACAUUCAGGGAUGAUGGGAAAUUUUCCAUGCAGUUGCAUGUUGUUGACGGUACAGUGUAGCAGGGGUAAUAUGGAUGGAAAAGCGCCGUUGUCGGUCCUUUUGUUAUUUAUGCUAUUGUGGUUUGGUGUGGUGAUGUGGCAGUACUCUAGUGGCCUGCAUAAAGGAUGUUGUCUUGGUGGAUUGGUUGUAAAUGCUGUUAUUGAAUAGUAAGGCCAUAUGGUUAAUGUUUGGAUGGCCUGUCUGGUGUCGAGUAAUCAGCGUAUGAUGCUUCUUUUUGGUGCAACCUCAAAAAUUUGACAUUAAUUCUAGUGGCCUAUCUGAGGUAAGGAAUCGCGGCACGAGGGAAUGAUUGGUGUUUAGAAAGUGAACAGUGUGUGAAAUUGCCUAAUAGCGGCAUUUAUUGUUGAUAUUCAGGUGAAGUUUUCGGCUGAGCAGCUAUUCGCCAGCAUGUUUGUGACUAGGCUUUAGGAAGAAAAUUUAUCCCCCAUAACGAAGAAGACUUCAGAUGUAAGAGAGCAGAGUUCAUCAGUUGUGGUCUCUUAUCACCCUUUUUCUGGGUUACAAUUUAUUUACAUGCUACCUAGGUUUAUUUUGGGUGCCUUGUAAACCUAGCUAUAUCCAUUGUCAAUAAUGCCUUGGCUUGGCGUUAUAGUAUGCCAAUAUAGUAUCAAGGUCCUCCUAUCGGAUGGCAAAUGCCCCUCAGAAUCUUGCUCUGGCGCCCUGAAGUCAGACUCUGCUAGGAACCUCGUUCCCACAGGGAAAAGAGCCAGCUCCCGACUAGGACAUAACCUCUCAAGUAUUAAAAAAACAAACAAAAAAUAAGAGACCAAGCUAGCGAAAAUAUGAAGUAAUGAUAAGAUACUAGAAAAUGAUAACUUAAAUCUGCUAGGAACCUCGCUCCCACAGAGAAAAGAGUCGGCUCCAGACUAGGACAGAACCUCUCAAUUAUUAAAAAAACAAACAAAAAAUAAGAGACCAAGCAAGCGAAAAUAUGAAGUAAUGAUGAGAUACUAGAAAAUACUUACUUAAAUUUGCUCAAGUACUUGGUUUAAACGUAAUAUUUGAUUAAAGCAAUAUUACGAUGUACUAAUAUCUUUUACCUGAACAUGCAUGCUGUAGGGAUGUUGAUCCUCAUGUUUGCUUAUUAGCUUCUGAUAUGCUUUCUUACAGUUACUAGCUUUGUCUGUCAUUUAUGUGAUAAUUGUAUAGCUCGCAUGUUUAUGAACUGUGAAAUUAUUCUAUCUCUCAUCCAUUUAUAUAGCCUAGAAUAAGGUUUCAGUUAGCUUUCUUGGCCUUUUCAUGUUGUAAUUCUGAAUUGUAUUUUUUUUUUUAACAAAUUUUAUAAGCUUACCUCAUAUGUUGGGAUUUGGGAUGGUUUUACUGCA